This is a messenger RNA of Parasteatoda tepidariorum (common house spider), 1105 nucleotides long. RefSeq lists its product as uncharacterized. NCBI's taxonomy places the organism in Eukaryota, Metazoa, Arthropoda, Arachnida, Araneae, Theridiidae. The record is from RefSeq and is a predicted model, not a curated record.
UCGCUCUCUGUUAAUAUAAAAGGUUUCGAAAUCUGGUGCGAUAUUCACUACAACCAAAGUUGCCACUACUUUUUCUGUGAGAGUAUAAUCACCACCAAAAAGGGAUUCAAAAAAUUCACUAAAAUGAACUGGCACCUUUCUGUAAUUUUGUUGAGUGAAAUUAUUGUUUACACCGUUUUCUUUCAAUCAACUUUAGGUUAUGAACUAUUUGAUGGGGAACACCCUCAUGGACUUCAUCCAGUGUUACGAAAUGAAAACAAAGGAUACUUGUCUCUACUAGAAGAUCCAUCAUCAAGUGGAGUGCUGUCCUAUGUUAGACCAGGACGGAGAAUGCUAAAGCUUCCACAAACUCUUAUUCCUUACCCCAGAACGGGUAGAGUUACUGACGAAGAUUACGAUUUUACUUACAUACCAGAUUAUUCUUGGAGCACUAGCCAAGAGACAGAUCUCCUUGACAGCGUACCUAAAUUCACAGCAAGGCUUGGUCGAAAAAAGCGAUCCCUAAGUGACGACGAUUCUGAACACAAUGGGAAAAAAGAAAGCCAAAAUAGGCAUGAGUUAGCCAAAGCAAUUCUUGACGAAUUUGAGGAGUUUGAGCCAGAUUAUUACUUCAGGCAAAGCCGACGACCCAGUAGCCGAAGCCGAAAUUCUUUUGUACCUCGAGUUGGCAAAAGGGUAUCGAAUGAAGAUUAUGAGGAACCUGAAGACAAACGUGCUGCUGCAUUUACACCAAGAAUAGGCAGGGCUGCUCUCAUUCCAAGAAUCGGCAGGAACGACCCAAGAUUCAAAGUUAAAAGCAGAGGAGCUUUCAUUCCACGAAUUGGAAGACGAGCUUCUUUGAUGCCCCGGAUUGGCAAAUCACAAGAACACCAUGGCGAAAGCGAAAUCAAUUAAAAUCAAUUUAUUAAAAAUUUAAGAUUUUACAUUUUAUGAACAGUAAAUUGUGUUUUAGCUCAGAUGUUCACAAAUUUCCUUACUUAUGUACUAAAUGUUUUAUACAGCAUGGGGAAGAAAUAUAAUUUUAUUGGAAUUCCAAUAAGUCACGAAAGCAUGUAUAAUGCUGUAAUAAUGAAAAAUAAAGCCAAAAAUAUCUAUGUUUCCUAAA